UCACAAAGGCAGAGAGAUACCGUCAGCUCCAACAAACCAACCAACAACCCUCACCGCCUCUGCUUAGUCUACCUCUACCUCUCUUGUUCACACACACACACACACACACAUACACACACACACACACACACACACACACACACACACCACACACACACACACACACACACACACACACCACACACACGCACUCUUUCUCUCUCUCUCUCUCUCUCUCUCUCUCAUACACAGCCUCAUACCUUGUGGCGUCCCGUCACUGCUCUAUGCGUUGCUGAUGGACCGGCCGGGACGGUAGUGAAUGGCUAAUUUUGACGUCAAGCUUCUCGCGGACAGAAACAUAGUGAUGCUCACCUGUUCCUUGACAUAAGGGUUUUACGAUGUAUCUCCAACAGGUCCUCAGAGUAACUCCAUAGGAGGGCUUUGCAUUCUCCUCUCUGUCGCUCUGUUUUUCCCUCACACACUCACACACUCACACACACACACACACACUCUUUCAUCUUCUCUGCCACUUCCCUCGCGUGCCGAUGGGUGACCAGUCAGCGUUCGAGAGCCACCUGGCCGAGAGCCACCCGUUCCAGGCGCUCAUGUCCCGAGUCCUGGCCCAUCCUGCCCCGCGGUUGUCCCGGGACCCCUUCGGCCACUGCUCCCCCCUCGCCAUGGGAGGAGUGGUGGGCGGUCACUUCGGGGAGGGGGCGGACGGGGUGGACGGCGGCGAGGCCGGCGGAGAGGGCUACCCCGUCGGCGGCCUGGAACAGCAGCAGGAGAGUCCAGUCGGCUGGGGCGGUCAGGCGUCUUCGUCGUCGUCCUCCUCCUCUUCCUCGGCGGUGAUGCCCUCCGGACCGCGAGGCAGGAGCCAAGUGGAGGAGUACAGGGACGAGUGGGCAUACAAUGGAUACAGAGGAGGAGGAGGAGGAGGAGGAGGAGGUGAAGAUGGUGUAGGAGGCAACCAACAAAAGCUGGACUCCUUCUCCGAGGCGUUCUUCCGGCGCAGCCUGGUGCGGCAGUACGCCGACGCGGACGCUCUCUUCGGGAUGAAAGGGAUUCCGGAGGGCUCGGUGUCCGACUUCCCCCUGCCGUCGCUGUCCAACACCUCCUUCUCCUUCCCCCACGUCCUGAGUCCGCCCCCGACCCCGCUGCCGUCCGGCCCGGUCUCCUCCCCGCCGCGGCGGAUGCACCUCCCGGCCUCCUCCCAGGCCGCGGUCCUGCCGCCCGGCUCCUCCCAGCACCAGCACCAGCACCAGCUGGACCUCUCCUGCUCGGGCCCGGUGCAGUUCUUCCCCGCGCUGCAGCCCUUCUACCCGGCCAGCCAAUCGCCCACGCUCACCGCCAAGUUCCCGCUCCACCAUUGGCUGCAGCAGGGCCAGGGGGCCGACCCCAGGGGCAGGGAGCCCACCCCGCCCGUCGGCCAGGGCAGAGACUCCCUUCUUUACCCCGACGAGGAAUUCCAUCUGAAACACCUGGACGCCGGCCAGCACAACGACUAUGGAAGUGCAGAUUGCGGCCUGCAAACCCCCAUCAGUUCGCCGCUGCCCCAGUACCCACAGUCCUGCACGAAGCCCCUGCUGGGGCCGGACGCUGUGUCCUCCGCCAGUCACAUGACCUGGUCUACGGUGGUUCCGUGCUCUGUUCCGUCAUUGCUGCCCGUCUGCAUGACCUCGCUGACCCCUCACCUGCAGACCAACGGCCACCGGGCAGGUGAGGAGGUGCGGCCCUGCGUCAGCUCCCAGAUGUUGAUGAGCCAGCCCGUGAGCCACACGCAUAUCCAGAAUGUGAGCCCCCAGGUCUACACAGGAGCUCCCUUCAAGAGCAUUCUACAGGCCAGCAGGGAGGUGGACGUGCUGGCCUGGGACGGGAUGACCGACGCCACCCUCCGCUACACGCCGCAGCCCAUGCUCAACCCCCAGCGCCGCGGGACCGGCCUCUUCAGUAGCCUGGCCCCCCUCAGCACGGCGGUGGACAGGGAUCUGAGCACGGGGGAUGGGGAGAGAGCCUUGCUCCACAGAGGCAUUAACAUAGGCCCAGAAUUCCAGGCGGAGCUGCCGAGUCUGCUAACUCGGGACGCUGAGGAGGACGAUGACGAAGAUGAGCUGGACACUGACGAGCCUCUCUCGGAGCAGCUGUGGAAACCGUCCAAGGAGCUGGAUAAUGACACCAUACUUCAGGAACAAGUGGAGAGGGUGCUGGAGCUCUGCAGUUCCGGAGCCGUGCCAGGAGGGGGCACUAACGUGGAGCUCGCUCUCCACUGCCUGCACCAGUGCCAGGGUGACAUCAUGACUGCCGUGGAGAUGCUGCUUUUCUCCCAUCCGUUCCCGGCCGGUGACUACCAUUACUCAGGGAGCGAUGUCUGGCAUUUGAACGAAAAGAGAUUGUUCUUCAAAGCCUACGCCAUGUAUGGCAAGGAGUUCUCUCUCAUCUCAAAAAUGGUGAAGACAAAGCGAGUGUCCCAGUGCGUGGAGUUCUACUACCUCUCCAAGCGGCUCCCGGACAAACAGAGACGGCAGAGGGAGCGGGAGAGAGAGAUGGAGCUGGAGCAGGAGGCUAGAGCAGCCUCAGUCAACAGAGUCCCUCUGGCGUCUAAGGCUCUGGCAGGCCCAGCUGGUAUGGACGGUGUGAUCCGAACUCCAUCGCUGGCUACCAGCUUCCCUUGCAAACAGUGUGGAAAAAUGUUCUAUAAGAUCAAAAGCAGGAACGCUCACAUGAAGAUCCACCGCCAGCAGCAGCAGGAGACCUGGACUGACGGCAACGGCCCGUGCAAGAACCUCCCGGUGACCCAGCAGGACCAGCAGGUUCUGGUUCAGCCGGCGCAGAACCACCAGCUCCUCUCCCAGAACCUGCUGCAGAACCUGGUCCAGUCUCAGGCCUGUCUCACCUUCCUUCAGAACCCCAAGAACCACGCCAUUAACAUCAGCCCCAACAUCGUCCCCAAGUCCUCCCCGCUGCCACUCUACCCAACCGGCCUCCCCUCGUGGGAGGGCUUCCAGGGGGUCUCUGACUCAGGCGCUCUGUACUAUGACCCGGAAGUGAAACCCGUGCUGGGGGCCAAAGGUCAAGUGCAAUGGCCAUAGCAGUCAGAGAGUGCAUGAUUUCCUCUGUGAGAUUCCUGGACUCAUUCACAUCGGAAGUUGUGUAUAUAUUUUUGUGUAGAUAAUGUUUAUACAUUCUGAAUAUUUCGAAUAAGCUUUAAGACUACUUGCCUGAGACCAAUAAAUCUUUUUUUUUUUUUA
Sardina pilchardus (European sardine) is the source of this 3224-nucleotide messenger RNA. RefSeq names its product transcriptional-regulating factor 1. The transcript has 13 exons. The record is from RefSeq and is a predicted model, not a curated record. Gene Ontology annotation, molecular function: transcription corepressor activity. The coding region runs from base 525 to 3065 and encodes 846 amino acids. Gene Ontology annotation, biological process: regulation of transcription by RNA polymerase II; negative regulation of DNA-templated transcription. Lineage: Eukaryota; Metazoa; Chordata; Actinopteri; Clupeiformes; Clupeidae. Gene Ontology annotation, cellular component: transcription regulator complex; histone deacetylase complex.